Messenger RNA from Nannospalax galili (Upper Galilee mountains blind mole rat), 2724 nucleotides. It is a transcript of the gene Npy4r2, whose product is annotated as neuropeptide Y receptor Y4-2. Lineage: Eukaryota; Metazoa; Chordata; Mammalia; Rodentia; Spalacidae. Gene Ontology annotation, molecular function: pancreatic polypeptide receptor activity; neuropeptide binding. Gene Ontology annotation, biological process: G protein-coupled receptor signaling pathway. Gene Ontology annotation, cellular component: neuron projection; plasma membrane. The record is from RefSeq and is a predicted model, not a curated record. Bases 286 to 1413 code for a protein of 375 amino acids. The transcript is spliced from 2 exons.
CGCAGCUGGGACCUGAGCUACCCUCCUCGAGGAGUUCUCUGCCUGGCCGGACACCUGGGACAGGGAGCUUGGUGGGCUUCCUAGGGCCUGGGAGUUGGUGCCAAACUACUGGACUGGGUAGGGAGCAUCCUGGCCCCUUGCUGUGGACCUGCACUUAGUAGCUGCGGUCUUCUCACCUGAGACCAGGUGGCUGGGCACCUCACAAAGUGAGCGCCACCAAGAAGAGGCCUCACCUCUGAAUUGGGUCCUUUGGUUUUGGAGUCCCUGGCUCUUCUCAUACCCACCAUGAACACCUCUCAUUUCCUGGCCUUGGAUUUCCCAGGAUCUCCACAAGGAAAGAAUGGGAGCAAACCAAGGGACUUCCUUCACAACUUCUCUGACCACUGCCAGGAUUCUGUGGACCUGCUGGCCUUCAUCAUCACCACCUACAGCAUUGAGACCAUCCUGGGAGUUCUAGGCAACCUCUGCCUGAUAUAUGUGACCACAAGGCAGAAGGAAAAGUCCAAUGUGACCAACCUACUCAUUGCCAACCUGGCCUUCUCCGAUUUCCUCAUGUGUCUCAUCUGCCAGCCACUCACAGUCACCUACACCAUCAUGGACUACUGGAUAUUUGGUGAAGUCCUUUGUAAGAUGUCAACCUUCAUCCAGUGUAUGUCGGUUACAGUCUCCAUUCUCUCACUGGUCCUUGUGGCUUUGGAGAGGCACCAGCUCAUCAUCAAUCCAACAGGCUGGAAGCCCAGUGUCCCCCAGGCCUACCUGGGGAUUGUGGUCAUCUGGUUCAUUGCUUGCUUCCUUUCUCUGCCUUUCCUGACCAACAGCAUUCUGAAUGACCUCUUCCAUUACAACCACUCUAAGGCUCUGGAGUUUCUGGAGGACAAGGUGGUCUGCUUUGUAUCCUGGCCCUCAGACUACCACCAUGUUGUCUAUGCCACCUUCCUGCUGCUCUUUCAGUACUGCAUCCCGCUGGUUUUCAUCCUGGUCUGCUAUGUGCGCAUUUACCAACGCCUGAGGAGGCAGAGGCGUGUGUUCCAUAAGGGUAUUUAUAGCUCACGAGCGGGGCAGAUAAAGAGAAUCAAUGGCAUGCUUGUGACAAUGGUGGCUGCCUUUGCGGUGCUCUGGCUGCCCCUGCAUGUGUUCAACAGUCUGGAGGACUGGUACCAUGAGGCCAUACCUGUCUGCCAUGGCAACCUCAUCUUCUUGAUAUGCCACCUGCUUGCAAUGGCUUCCACCUGUGUUAACCCCUUCAUCUAUGGCUUUCUCAACACCAACUUCAAGAAGGAUGUCAAGUCCCUGGUGCUGAUCUGCCAUCACAGUGUACCCCCGGAGGAGUCUGAGAAUUUGCCUCUGUCCACUCUAAACACAGAAAUCUCCAAAGGGUCUCUGAGGCUGGGUAGCAGAUCUAACCUCAUUUAGCCAUGCCUAGGGCUUCUCCCUACCGUUUUCCUUGCCAGGCUCUUCCACAUAAGUCAUACUGCAAGUUGGGAAUGGCAUUCUGACAUUCCUGGCUCUGGGGGCCUAGAUAGGAUGGCAAGAGCCUUGAAGCUUGACAUGCAAAUGAUUUAACCAUUUGCCUCUGAGAGAAUUCUGAGACCAGAUUCUGCGGGUCAAAGUGAACUUUGUCGCUUGAGCUGCAGGAUGCCAGCACCAGAGAUGGCUGCUUCUAAGAGGCAGGAGCCGUCUUAGUUACUCAGCACAGAUGCCUGGCCUGAGAACCUAGGGAUUUCACCUCUACCAGUGACAACUUGUGACUACUAUGGGGUGAGGGAAGGAGCACUUGGAGACAGAGCUGUGGACCUUAGUCAGCUGCUGCCCUCUGGUGAAGAAUUCUGUAGACACAAGAUGGAAUUGUCCUAUCAUUACACAUUCAGCCAAAGAGGAUGGUUCCUGCUAGCCUGGGAUCCCCACAGCCCUCUGCAGGAGUUCCCCACAGCACAUUCAACUCCCUUCUCUUUUAUUGUGUCUACCUCCUUAUAUGGAAUCAGCUUCCAAGUGUCUGUCCUUGAGAUUGUGAGUACACGGAGAGUGAUAGCUAUACUGUCACAGAGCUUGUGCCCUUCAUGGCUCAGGCAGGCAGGAUAGGCUUUCCAUUGUGGAUCAACGUAAAGGUACCAUUCAAUGCUGAGUGUUAGGAUGAGGACAGGUGCCUUGUGCUGUGGUUCAGUGUAAGAAGGAGUCAAGACUGCUGUACCCACAGUCUCUCAUCUGCAUCUUGCCUCCCAGGGUCUCUUCUGACAAAGAAGUUGGGUGGACAUGCUGAGGCCCUUUCUGGCAGUUACGUACUGCAGGGGCCUGUAAUAUACAGGACUGUGAUAACAGUUUCCUACAUCCAUGCCCUGACCACUCAGUUAACUUACCCUAGGUGAUGUGCCAUGGUUUUUCCAAGGGAUGUUGGGGAUUUCAGUGCCUUCAGCAGAAACAGAGUCAGGGAGUCUUGGGAGUUUGUUUUGACGAUGUACUGACUGAAAGGAGCAGGGAAGUUAGAGAAUAGGUUAUAAUGAGUGUGAAUGUCUCUUGGAUGUUAAGGUUCAGUCCCUCUGGAUGCUGAACUGGGUCCCUAAGGCAUCCUCAGCAUGUGGACCAUACAGCCUGUCCUCACAGAGAAGGAAAGGUCAGGAUUUCUCCCAGACCACCUAGGAUGGGAUAUCCCAGCUUGGUUCUGUCUGUUUAAACCCAUCCUCCAAUAGGGUGGAUAUAAUAGUCCCCUGGGGCAGGUGUUCACGUCUA